Messenger RNA from Echinops telfairi (small Madagascar hedgehog), 1696 nucleotides. RefSeq names its product tryptophan 2,3-dioxygenase (gene TDO2). Lineage: Eukaryota; Metazoa; Chordata; Mammalia; Afrosoricida; Tenrecidae. Bases 76 to 1296 code for a protein of 406 amino acids. The transcript is spliced from 12 exons. The record is from RefSeq and is a predicted model, not a curated record. Gene Ontology annotation, molecular function: metal ion binding; L-tryptophan 2,3-dioxygenase activity; heme binding.
UGGAACAUCUGGGAAGAUUAAUGAGCUCUAUUAGGAGACACAUUUAUUCUGCGGCUCAGACUGGGAGUUUUUGCAAUGAGCGGGUGUCCAUUUUUAGGAAAUAGCUUCGGAGAUUCUUUUAAAACACUCUUCAGAGUCGACACUGAAGAAGAGAAAUCACAAAGUGGUGUGAAUAAAGCCAGCAAAGGAGGACUUCUCUAUGGGAACUACCUGCAUUUGGACAAAAUUUUGAAUGCACAAGAACUACAAAGUGAAAUAAACGGGAACAAAAUCCAUGAUGAGCAUCUUUUUAUUAUAACUCAUCAAGCAUAUGAACUCUGGUUCAAGCAAAUCCUCUGGGAAUUAGAUUCUGUUAGAGAGAUCUUUCAAAAUGGCCAUGUCAGAGAUGAAAGAAAUAUGCUCAAGAUCGUCUCUCGGAUGCACCGAAUAGCAGCAAUCCUUAAACUACUGGUACAGCAGUUUUCCAUUCUGGAAACGAUGACAGCCUUGGACUUCAAUGACUUCAGAGAGUACUUAAUUCCAGCAUCAGGCUUCCAGAGUUUGCAGUUUCGUCUAUUAGAAAACAAGAUAGGCGUUCUUCAGAGUAUGAGAGUCCCUUACAACAGAACACAUUACCGUGAUAAUUUCAAAGGAGACGAUAACGAACAGCUACUGAAGACAGAAGAGGAAAAAUCACUUCUGCAACUGGUGGAGGCAUGGCUGGAGAGAACACCAGGUUUAGAACCACAUGGAUUUAACUUCUGGGGAAAUCUUGAAAAGAAUAUCACAAAAGGUCUGGAAGAGGCAUUCAUAAAAAUUCAGGCUAAAGAAACAUCGGAGGAAAAAGAGGAGCAAAUGGCUGAAUUUCAGAAACACAAAGAGGUGUUACUGUCCUUAUUUGAUGAGAAACGUCAUGAACAUCUUCUCAGUAAAGGUGAAAGACGGCUGUCAUACCGAGCACUUCAGGGGGCACUGAUGAUAUAUUUUUACAGGGAAGAGCCGAGAUUCCAGAUCCCUUUCCAGCUGCUGACUUCCCUAAUGGAUAUAGACUCACUCAUGACCAAAUGGAGAUAUAACCACGUGUGCAUGGUGCACAGAAUGCUGGGCAGCAAGGCUGGCACUGGGGGAUCCUCGGGCUAUCACUAUCUGCGCUCAACUGUGAGUGACAGGUACAAGGUGUUUGUAGAUCUAUUUAACCUUUCAACCUAUCUGGUUCCAAGACACUGGAUACCGAAGAUGAACCCGAUCAUUCAUAAGUUCCUCUACACAGCUGAGUACUGUGACAGCUCAUACUUCAGUAGUGAUGAAUCGGACUAAAAAUCAUCUGCAAAGCCUGUGAAGAGCAAUUCUUUCACACUGUAUGUAUCUUUCUCGACGUUCUCAUGAGCCCAUAAAUGUCCCUAAUAGACAGAUAUACAUAUAGUGACUAUGUGUGUACAUACUGAAGCACUGUAAUGUUCUGAUUAAAUCUGAUCAAAUUUGAGAUAAGAUUGAGCAGAAAUAAUUCAGGUAGAUCAUAACAUUGUACAUAAAGCAUUAUUCUAUUAAAAUUUUAUUCUCCUGAUUCUCUACUUAUUCCCUUAAUGUAAUGUUUUUUCAUCAUUUUAAACUUUAUGAUUCUAAACCAGCUAUUUCAAUCUUUUAUGCAAUAAAAUUAUUUUAUACAGUGCCUUUAUUCUAUUAAAUUUUAUAAAUAAUAAAAAUCAGUUUUUUGUCA